UGUCAAGUAGUCGUGAGCAGGAAGGGUGAAACGAAACCAGAGACCGAGCUAGGGGGCCUGAGCUGGUAUUUAAAAGCACGACGCAGCCGCUCAAUAACGGAACCGCGGUAACGUUCAUUCUCAGGACAGAGCGCGUGUGGAGAAGAAGGGAAUAUAAAUAAGAACUGAAGAGGAAGGGGAGACUCAGUCAAGCAACCGUUGCUGAUUUUAAUUAUUCUAGGGUCUGAAGACAUAUACACAGUCGCAAUGGAGUUUAAAAAAAUGCACUUAUGAAAGACGAAGGCUGCACCGAAUUUCACCGCGGUUUCUCAAUUGCCUGAGGAAAUAUACAGAAUAGCCUCCAUCAUUGAAAAUGCGUCACAUGUCAGGAUGAUCUUCGUUGGACAUAGACUGCUGGUGGAAAUUAUGUCAUAUAAAAUGAAGGCAAAUUCCGCGCGCAACUGACGUCUAGGGCGACAUUAUAUCAGAGCAGGUGCAGUGUGUGUCCCUUCGACAUUUACGGUUAUACGCGUGUUCUGAAGAUUUAACUGUGGACGUGGUGUGGCCCUGCCAGGCUGAUCAUAGAGAAGAGAAUCGGGAACAUCUUGAUUGAUAUCAACCUGAGAAAUAAAACAUACCGGGACAAUGUCAUCUGCAAUUGAAAGGAAGACGAUGGAGGCUAACGAGGAGCCGGUGGACGAGGUGUUACAGAUGGCCCCGUCCCUCCUGAACUGUGGGGGUUGCCAGCAGAGCAUCGGGGACAGGUUCUUCCUGAAAGCCAUAGAGAAGUACUGGCAUGAGGACUGUCUGAGCUGUGACCUGUGUGGCUGUAGACUGGGAGAGGUGGGACGAAGACUCUACUACAAACUGGGACGUAAGCUCUGUCGCAGAGACUACCUCAGGCUGUUUGGACAGGACGGGCUGUGUGCUAGCUGUGAGAAGAGAAUCAGAGCGUUUGAGAUGACCAUGCGUGUGAGGGACAAGGUCUACCACCUGGAGUGUUUUAAAUGCGCGGCCUGCCAGAAACACUUCUGUGUCGGAGACCGUUACUUGCUCAUCAACUCAGACAUUGUGUGUGAGCAGGACAUCUUUGAGUGGACCAAACUCAACAACAACAUGGUUUAGCAGAUUCAUGAACAUUCUACAACAUUCUACAACACUCACAGAGCACCUCAAAAACAUGGUGUAGAACACUGUAGAACAUUCUACAACACUUUAGAACACCUCAAAAACAUGGCGUAGAACACUGUAGAACAUUCUACAACACUCCAGAGCACCUCAAAAACAUGGUGUAGAAAACUCUAGAAUAUUGUAGAACACAACGAUGAGAUGGUUUUGAUUGUGAUCGUGAUCUCUCCAUUUGGGGAUCAACAGCAUGAUAAAAUAUCUCCAGAUGUACAGCAAGAUAAUAGAUCGCAAACUUUCGGACAAAGGUCGCCACAUACAGGCUUCUCUUGUACCUCUGAAAUCUGUUAGAUGUUUGAAGAGGGUUGUUUCACCAUUGAUCUGUUCCUCUAGGCUGAAUGAAGGCUCGAUCCACCAGCCAAAUGGAGAACUGGUUCAUUAUUUUGGGUUCCACCCUUUCAAUGCAAAAAAAAGGAAAAUGUAAUAACGCAAUAAUCUAUGUGCUCAUUGCAGAAAUCUCAAUAUUUCUUGUAUCAUACAGUGUAAUAGAGAUUUGCUCAUUGAGCUAAAUGAUGAACGAUGUCACUGGAAUUUGUUGUAGUCCAACACUGUUAUUUCACCUCUAGAGAAAUAUGUAUUAUGACAUUUGUUAUGAAUAUAUAUAAAGUGUUAUGUCCAAAAA
Oncorhynchus gorbuscha (pink salmon) is the source of this 1786-nucleotide messenger RNA. It is a transcript of the gene lmo2, whose product is annotated as LIM domain only 2 (rhombotin-like 1). The record is from RefSeq and is a predicted model, not a curated record. Gene Ontology annotation, biological process: positive regulation of transcription by RNA polymerase II. Gene Ontology annotation, cellular component: nucleus. Lineage: Eukaryota; Metazoa; Chordata; Actinopteri; Salmoniformes; Salmonidae. The transcript has 3 exons. Gene Ontology annotation, molecular function: DNA-binding transcription factor binding; transcription coactivator activity. Bases 625 to 1104 code for a protein of 159 amino acids.